This is a messenger RNA of Hylaeus volcanicus, 4676 nucleotides long. RefSeq lists its product as uncharacterized. The transcript is spliced from 3 exons. The record is from RefSeq and is a predicted model, not a curated record. Lineage: Eukaryota; Metazoa; Arthropoda; Insecta; Hymenoptera; Colletidae. The coding region runs from base 712 to 2508 and encodes 598 amino acids.
GAUAUACUAACCGAAAAUAAUCGUCGAUCGGAACAAAAGCACUCUUCUGGAUCGAACUCGAACUGCCGCUGCCUCAUUCACGCGGCACCAACGUCGCCCGAUACGAUUUUCCCUGAAAAAAACACCAAAAUAUGAAAGUAACUCUGCGCGUGCAUUCAUAGGAGAAGAAUCAGCGCUACGAUGCCACGUCUGUGACGCCAUGAACGAACGAUUUCGGUACAAUUGCGCGUACGUUCUCGUCCUGUCGAUGCUGAUUCACUCGUUCACACAGCACUGCGCUUCGGAACUCGUCAAAGAUACCUACAGGUAUCUAUCGUUCCUAACAACUUCGUCGCACCAUCCGAAUGCAGAAUUUUAUCUUUUUUACUCGCGGUUACCCUGCGAAAGUGAAAUACUUUAGGACAAUGUUACGUGUAUCGGGAAUGUCGCUCGAACUUGCGCCAUUUGAUUUCGAUCUCCGCGUUCUUCUGUCGUUUCUCUUCCAGUAGCGACUUCGCCGAGACGCAACGCGACAAACUCGACGCGUCCAUCGAGCAAAUCUUCCGAAGUCCGUGCGAAAAGAGGGUCGCCGUAAGCGAGCGUAAACUCAGCCCUGAAAUCGAGAACAGCGAGACCCCUGGCCGACCCGAGUUCACCGACAAGCGUGUUCGAACCAAAAGGAGCAAUCCGAAAAUCUCGAACGACGCUGCGAAAUCCGAGCUAAAACGUUCGAUGACCAAAGCUAUCAAAACCUCGCCGAGAACCGGUCGUUCCUCUCGAGACCUCCCAAGGCUCGUCGACAGGGAAUCCGGGGACUACGAAGCAGCCGUCGACCAGGACAAAUCUGAAUACGCGGACGAGGUUGAGGACGAAUCGGCAGCUGGCUCCUCGAACAAAGAAGCCAGCUACAAAGGCGACGAAUUCCGUGUUAACGAAGAUUUCGACAGGUUCGUCGACCAAGAGGAGAGGUCGAGUUUGUACGACGACUUCGAGACGAAGGACGUCGUAAAAAGAGGCAUCCCUGGGUCAGAGGAUUACGAGGAAGAAGUCGACGACGAGUCUCUUGGAGCGGCGGAAGACACUGCGGCGUUUGAUGAGCGAGAAUCAUUGGACGAGGAAGCUGGAAAGAGGAAAGUACGCGGUGACGUGCGAGUGAAAAGGGAUCACGAGAAUUCGAAGAAAACCGAGAACGUGGGGAUGACUGGGAAAGAGGGGAGCAGUGGCGGGCCUUCGACUGACUUGGAGAAGGACGCCGAGGCAUCCUUAAAAGACGCGAAAUCCGACAAAGACAAGGAGUCCGGCGAGGAAGGGGAUCAGGCGAAAAGGAACGCUGGUGAAAAAAAUGAGAACGAGGUAUCCAAAGCGAAUCCCGAACGAGAGGCAGGCGGUUCCAAGCAAUCUCUGACGGUGAACGAUCAGACAGAGGUCGAGAGUAACGAGAACGCCAAGUCGUUGAACGCUGAGGCGUCAGGGGACAGGAAAACGCAAGAGGAAGGCCUGUCGAGCGACAAGCAAGGUGUCGGCGAGACGCAGAGUCUCGGAGGAACUUCCAAACGCGACGAGACGAAGAUCGCGGACGUAUCGAGUCCAGAGGCAACUAAAGCCGAGGCUCCUGCGAUAAAUACCGCGGAAGGCCAAGUGUCGGAGGACUCUGCCAAACUCGAAAACUCCGCGAAUUCCGAAGCUGCGAGCAACGAGCAGGCUGACGCGGACUACGAGAAACGGGUGGAGGAGCAGAUCCAGCGGAAAAUCGACUCGAUCAAGGAGGAGAUCAAACGAGAGAUCGCUGAGAAUCAGCGCAUCAAGGAAAUCGAGGAGAACAACGCAAAGUUCGACGAGAUGCACGAGCGGGAAGACGAGGAGGGGGAGCAGGAAGCUGAACAGCCGGAGAAGAGGGCGAAAAGUCUGUCAAAGAGAUCUCCGCGGAAUUCGGGCAAGCCUCAGACGAGGAAUACCGGUGAGAAGCGAUCGGUGAAGCGUAAAAAGAGACAGAACGAUGGUAGCAAUCGGGCCAAAGCUCGAAGCGCCAGUGAUACGACCUCGAACGGUGAUAAAAGAUCGAUACGAGAAACGGCGAAGAAACGGUCUUCGUCGGAGCAACUAGCACCGAUUAAAAAAAUCACGCCUGUGAAGAAACGUGCGUCUCCGAGACAGAUAUAUUUCGUGCGAAACGAUCGCGAUGCGGGGAAGAAGGGUAGGAGAAGAUCAAGGUCUGAAGAGGGUCGCGUUAUCCACACCCUGCCUGCCGAUGUGGCUUUGGACUUGAAGUUGCACGGGGACCUCAGCGACGACAAGUCGGGAUUGACGUCGAAAGCGAGCGAGGACGAGAAGGCAAUAGCGGAACAGAGCUCUUUGUCGGACAGAAAGUCCGGUUCCGUGGCUUCGUUGACAGGAAACAACGAGGAGCUUGGUCCACUGGCAACCGAAUACGGGGAUGCUUUCGGUGGUCUGCAGGGAGAGCCUGGCGUAGCUCUGGCCCGAUUUAAGAGGAUUAAACGGGUCCUCCGUCCUCAAACCUCGAAGACCUAGCGUCGCGACGGGGGACACGAGCGAUUACUGGAAUUUGUGAGCGACGUCGACGCGAAUGUAAAGCGAACAUUUAGUAGAGAUGAAAUACAUCGUUGGAGCCUUAAAAGUCGGACGGGAAAAUGAUAGUAUUAUUUAGCGCGUGAUAUCGAUAAGUGAUACGUAGACAUAUAUAGUUAUAAUGAUCCGUACUUAGAGUGCGUUCCGAGGUUGUAGCAGCUUUCUCGAUACUCUCUGCUCCUGACGAGCUUCUCCUGUGUUUCUCGCUCGAGAAAUCUGGAAUCAACGCAAAGUUUCCUGCAGUUUUGUAAACGAGACGACAGAGAGCGUUGAACAAGAUGUACAAUAAAACGAUAAAAAAAAUAUCGAUGACAAUAAAAUCAAAAGUUUGACAAUAAUUUAAUAUCGCACUUCGAAAAUUGUUUCCACGCAGUGAGUGUUCUCGUUUACUUGCUACUUUCUCUACGAAAAUCAUAGAUUCACCAGGUCGUCCGCAUGCGGAAUGGAUGAACGGAGCCACUGGAAGAAAAGAAAGACGGGUACACAGGUAAAUACACAGAAACGCAUUCGUAGACGUUCAAGAUUUAAUAACAAAGAUACGAUUAAACACGCAGAAGACACAUAGAUCGUUAACCCUCUUUUUGUGCGCUUACAUUAUCGGGAGGGGUGGGGGAGAGACUUUGACGUUUGUCCUCGACACAGGCAAGCCCCGCCGUCCCCUAUUGUAUAUCAUCCAUCUCUUCUUAUGCACCGUACUACUUUACAACAAUAUGAAACAAUUGUUUACACAUCGACGGGCCGAAGGGCCACGGUGUCGUGCUAGGCGAGAAAUGCCGAAGGUGACGUUCUAUCCUUUCUUAUUGUUUAUAUCGUACGUUCGUCGCGUCGACGUCCGCUGUGUACGUGUGUGUAUGUGUAUCUAGGAUCCGCAGAGUUUCCAGCUAUCGGCGGACAGUCGAUCGAGAUCGAAGGCUCGCUUUGCACGCCCCGCGGUUUCGCGGAUAGAUCCGCACGCGAACAGAUACACCUUUCUUGCAACGAACAUCCGCGAAGUGUCCCUUAAAGAUGGGUAAAAUGAUUAAGAUCAGGGAAGGACAGCUCGCGGAUGUUUCAGAUUCCGUUCUAAUCGGUGAAUGUAAUUUCCAACGUAUUCGAGGCAAGAAAAGCGGACAGUUUUGGUCAAGCGCAUCCCGAGGGUACUCCUUCGUCGCGUUUCUGAUCGCAGACUGAUUUCGUGGCGCAGAUAUUUAGCGAUGGUAGCGCUUGCGCGAAUUGGUCGUUGAUUAGGUAGAUUAGUACGAACAUCAGUCUGACAAGAAGGCUCGUUGGUAGAACGUUCAGGCACCGAUCUCGUCGCGAGGAAUCGCCGAGCAUCCUCUCGCGAUCAAUUGAAAAGAUAAGCUUCGAGACGAAUUUCGUAAAAUCGUGUUACAUUUCGAAUUCAGGUCAACGAUCAACGUGCCUAGUUUUUUCUUUAUGAAUUCCGAAAGAAUCGUUUCGCCGUUUUUUGUAGUCGAAAGUCGCGGUGAAAGCGGCUGGCGAGCGUACGAAGCGUCGCGCGUCGCGACGACGAUGCUAGGCGCCAGGAAUCGAGACGAGACGAGACGAGCAAGUCGCGACAAAGUGAAAAUCGAAUCGUACACGGUGCGGUGGAUUUACGACGGAUACUCUGCUUGGUACUUAGCGUUAUGUGGAUAGAGACUUUCUUUUUAUUUAAAAAAAUCGAUGUCUGAGAAAUGGUGUUCACAAUAAUAUGGUACAACAACGUAACGGCAUUACAGACUUAAUAUUUAGAUCUAUUUAUGUAUAUAUAUAUACAUAUACAUACACGUAUAUAUAUGUAUAUAUAUGCGCAAUAUUUAUAAUAAUAUAGGUGAUUUCUUUACCACGAUAACAUGGCUAUAUACAAAUAUUACAAUGUCUCCUUCAUUCCUAAACUCACGCGCGUUCGAUGCUACGAUCAGUUCGUGUAGCUAUUCUCCCUUACCUUCGAUUUUCCGUUUCCAUUUUUUUUUUCUACCUAUUUUACUUUUUAAUUGCACGCCGCGGCAAAAAUGUUCGCGGUAAUGACGCAUGCUGAGACUGCAUUCUUAUCGAGUACGAUGAUAAAUUGACGCGUCGACUCUUUAAGGGGUCUUUUCAUUUUAGUGGUUUUUUUUUCUUUUUUUUUU